UAAGAGAGAGAAGGAUAACCAAUUCUUGAAAUCCUAUAAAACUUCACUCUCUUAUCCCUCUUAACCCUUGAAACACCUACAUCUACACCUCAAAUAAGACAAGUUUGCACAUCCAAUUGUGUGUGAUUGUACUAUAGCCCCGUGUGUGUGUUCACGCAUAAAACAAGAAACACACACACACACACACACAUAUGAUAUAUGUAUGUAUCCAUCAUCAAGCAAAUCGAUUAAUGAUUUUGGAUGCAAUAGCUAGCAAUUUGAAUUGAUUCCGAUUGUUGUUGUGAGGGUUUUAUGGCCAUUGGCGCCACAGGCAUGAACAAUCAAGAAGACAGCACCGCAAGCAAGCAAGACGAGCACGAAAACGACGACGUGAUGCCUGGCUUCCGCUUCCACCCCACCGAGGAAGAGCUCGUCGAAUUCUACCUCCGGAGAAAGGUGGAGGGCAAGCGCUUCAACGUCGAGCUCAUAACCUUUCUAGACCUCUACCGCUACGACCCUUGGGAGCUCCCAGCUCUGGCGGCCAUAGGGGAGAAAGAGUGGUACUUCUACGUCCCAAGAGAUCGGAAGUACAGAAACGGCGAUCGGCCCAAUCGCGUCACCACAUCCGGGUACUGGAAGGCCACUGGCGCCGAUCGGAUGAUCCGGAGCGAGAAUCUCCGGUCCAUUGGCCUCAAGAAAACCCUCGUUUUCUACUCCGGCAAAGCCCCCAAAGGCAUCCGCACUAGCUGGAUCAUGAACGAAUUCCGCCUCCCUCAUCUCGACACUCAGCGCCUACAAAAGGAGGUUUUUCCAUUUAAACAUUCAAACAUUUUGACAGAUGUAAAAAACUCACGAGAUCUUCAUGAAUCUCAUUUAAUUUAUAUUACUAAAUUCAAAUUUUCAAUUUCAAAGGCGGAAAUUUCCCUUUGCCGUGUGUACAAAAGGGCGGGAAUCGAGGACCACCCGUCCCUGCCGCGGAUCCUCCCUACAAAGGCGGCGUCUUCGUCGAGAGGAUCGCAGCAGGCGCGGAAGCAGCAGGAGACGGCAAUUUUCCAGCAAACCGACGGAAAAUUGAGCGAAUCGAGCCCCACGAGCAGCGCGGACAUCGGAACCUCCCUCGCCCUCUCGCACCGGACCUCCUACCCGAUCCAUCCACUGGCGCCGGGAGACGAGAUGCUGCAACAGUCCAAGCAGCCGAUCUUCGCCAAUCCCAACGCCAUCGACGAUCUCCACAAACUCGUCCACAACUACUCGUCAUGUCAGCAAUCUGACCAAAGCCAGCUUCAUCUCUACAACACUCCCCCGGCUAAUGCACCAAAUCUGCUAUCGCAGUUCACGGCUUUGCAGCCGCAGACGGCGGCCUACUCGGACCGGCUGUGGGAGUGGGGUGCGAUAUCGGAGGCGUGGAAGGACUACAGCAAUCUGUUCAAGUAACUUUCAUUGUUUGAAUGUUGAUUUUAUGAUGAUUGACCUCUUCGUUGCAUAUUUUGGUGAAAGAUUUGCUAAAUGAUUUGGUUUUUCUAGUUAGGGUUUUGGACUAUUGUUUCAAUUUGGAAAUCCAAUUAUAUAUAGGUUUUUUCCACUA
This is a messenger RNA of Salvia splendens (bonfire salvia), 1564 nucleotides long. RefSeq names its product NAC domain-containing protein 35. The transcript is spliced from 2 exons. Bases 292 to 1413 code for a protein of 373 amino acids. Gene Ontology annotation, biological process: regulation of DNA-templated transcription. Gene Ontology annotation, molecular function: DNA binding. The record is from RefSeq and is a predicted model, not a curated record. Lineage: Eukaryota; Viridiplantae; Streptophyta; Magnoliopsida; Lamiales; Lamiaceae.